This is a messenger RNA of Aspergillus bombycis, 987 nucleotides long. Its product is annotated as zinc-binding alcohol dehydrogenase family protein. The record is from RefSeq and is a predicted model, not a curated record. The coding region runs from base 1 to 987 and encodes 328 amino acids. The transcript is spliced from 2 exons. Gene Ontology annotation, molecular function: oxidoreductase activity, acting on NAD(P)H. Lineage: Eukaryota; Fungi; Ascomycota; Eurotiomycetes; Eurotiales; Aspergillaceae.
AUGACCCGACAACACGAAGCUGCCAUUCUCCCCCAGCUGGGCGGUCCCUUGUCUCUUGGCAAGCGUGCCACCCCCGAGCCCGGCCCAAACGAACGUGACUAUGGCAUGCCUCCUGUGCCUAUCUACCCUGCUAUCAUCGGGUCCGACACUGCUGGUAUUGUCGCCAAGCUGGGCUCGAAGGUCACCACGGCCCCUGGUCCAGGAAGCCGAGUCAUCGCCUUUGCCUCGUCAUUCUACCAGAACGGCUCCCCCGACCACGGUUCCUUCCAGAAGUACACUCUGGCACAAUCCGAAGCUGUCAUCCCACUGCCAGACAAUCUGUCCUUCGAGGAAGGCGCCGUCUUCCCCAUGGCCGUCUUGACUGCCCUGACUGCCUGGACCAGCAUCGGCAUUCCGCUCGACACCAGGUACACUCCCGCGGACAAACAAGCGGUGCUGAUCUGGGGCGCAUCAAGUAGUGUCGGCACGUUUGCCGUUCAAUCGGCCAAGACACUCGGCUUCACAAUCUACGCCACCGCCAGUCCCAAGCACCAUGACCUCGUCACGAAGCUCGGGGCCCAUGCCGUUUUCGAUUACAGGGCAAGUGAUGUCGUCUCCCAGAUCAUCAGCGCCGUGAGGAAGGAUGGUGUGAAGCUGCAUACUGCACACUGCGUUGUUGAUGGAGCUCUGCAGCCGACGUUGGACAUCCUCAAGGAGACCAAGGGCGAUGCACACGCCAAGGUUGCACACUCACCCCUUCUCCCAGAAGGUCACCCUACCCUCGAUAACACGCAGAUCACCUUCAACUUCCCACCUAUUGAUGAGAAUGCGAGAAGCAAGCACACUAACGAGGUCUUCAAUGGGUGGUUGAAGGCCGGUCUGCAGUCCGGUGGAGUAAUCCCCAGCCCCACUAUCCAGAUUGAGGGUGGCGGUCUGGGCGGAGUGAAUGCAGCAUUGGACAAGUUGAAGGGUGGUGUCAGUGGCACUAAGAUUGUUGUGCCGGUCUAA